AUGUCCAUUACCUACCCUCACUCACCCCUUUUAUGUCCGAUCCGGAUCAUAAUGCUCACCACUCUCACCAAACUCUCACCAUCUACAGUAUCUCCCUCAACAACCAAAAUGGCCACCCGUCUCCUCCUCAACCGCACCCUCCGCCCAGCCCUCAGCCUCGGCCUCACAACCUCCCUCCUCGCAAUCCACAACCAAAGACCAAUGCGCAUGGAUGCCAUCCCUUCGUCUAACAAAUCCUUCUCAACCACCCGUCCCGAGAGAAAAGACCGGCUAGACCCAGAAAUCAUCAAACAGCUUUCUGGCGGUAGUCUCUCAGGCUUCGCCGUCGGCCUCCUAGUCUCCGUCUUCUCCAAAACCCUCGUCCUCCUGGCAGGAAUAGGUAUGCUCACCAUCCAAGUAAUCGCCUCUCGCUCCGGACUCGACCUGGUCAAGUACCUCCGCCUCCGUGAGCGUUUCCAGGGUUCCCGCAUCCUAGCGGCCCUCAACCAACACACUGCCUUCAAGCUCUCCUUUGCCAUUGCCUUUGCCAUGUCGGCCUUCAUGUCCUUUUAA
This is a messenger RNA of Podospora anserina S mat+, 552 nucleotides long. RefSeq lists its product as uncharacterized. The record is from RefSeq and is a predicted model, not a curated record. The transcript is spliced from 3 exons. Lineage: Eukaryota; Fungi; Ascomycota; Sordariomycetes; Sordariales; Podosporaceae. The coding region runs from base 1 to 552 and encodes 183 amino acids.